Messenger RNA from Drosophila takahashii, 1372 nucleotides. Its product is annotated as zinc finger protein 586. Gene Ontology annotation, biological process: regulation of transcription by RNA polymerase II. The record is from RefSeq and is a predicted model, not a curated record. Gene Ontology annotation, molecular function: DNA-binding transcription factor activity, RNA polymerase II-specific. NCBI's taxonomy places the organism in Eukaryota, Metazoa, Arthropoda, Insecta, Diptera, Drosophilidae. Gene Ontology annotation, cellular component: nucleus.
AGAAGAACAGCUGCAGUUGCAUUUUAUUAUUUUCCUGCAACUCCUGGAUGUUUUUCUGAGUUAAGAGAUGGAUAAAUGCCCGCGAUGCAACUGCGAGGCGUCGGGAGGAAACCGCCUGGUCACGGACAGCUGUGGACACACCAAGUGUCGUCCUUGCCUACUGGCGGAUGUGUCCGAUUGCCUGGAGUGCCGAGUUGCCAGCCAGGAGGAGGCUGCCAGGAUCAAGAAGACGCAGGAAGCCAAAGCUAGAACUCCGGCGGACAAGCACAUCGUGGUCACGGAACAGGGCUACCACUGCACCGUGUGCAACAAGGACUUUCGCAGCCGCACCCAGCAAUACUACCACCUCGCCUGCGGCAAUGAUCUUCUCAAGAAGUUCAGCUGCCAGGAAUGCGGUCGCAGAUUUGCCAGUCGUUCCCAUUUAAAGUACCACCUCAGCAGCCACGAGGAUAAAUCAAAGUAUAACUGCAACGUUUGCCAGAAAAGUUUCAAGCAGAAGAUCAUCCUGCAGCGCCACAUGCUCACCCACAACCAGGAGCAGCAUGUGUGCCAGAUCUGCCAGAAGGUCUUCCGUCGCCAGAGCUCCCUAACGAGUCACCUAGCCAUCCACAGCGAUCUCGGCCUGCCGUACAAAUGCGAACUCUGCUCAAAGUCCUUCCAAAACAAGACCAAUCUAAACCAGCACUUGAGGAAGCACGACAAGAACAGCAUUCGGCACAAGUGUAAGGUGUGCCAGAAGUCCUUUCUGCGGCAGAGCACCCUGCGACUGCACCUGAAGCGUCAUUCGAAUCGAGAGCGGCAAUCCUGCUCCCUUUGCGGCAAGAGCUACAACGAUGCGGAUGCACUGGGUCGCCACCUGAGGCAGCACAAGAGCGUGGAGCGCUAUCGCUGCAUUGAAUGCGACAUCACGGUCAACCGGAAGGACAACAUGCUGCGCCACCUGCGCUCCAUGCAUCCUGGCAUCUCUUUCGAAAGCAGCGUGGAGAUAUGUACGCAAAGGUCCAGUGCUCAGGAAAUUCCACCGCCAGCGGAGGAGGAGGAGGAGAGACCAGCGGAGGUCGUGCGGUACAACAGCGUGAUCCAGAGCGUGGGCAAUGUGGAGCCAGUGGUGGUUCCCCCACCAGUGCCAACUCCUCUGCCUGAAGCCGUCACAGAACACCCGCCACUGCCGGAUGUAAUGCCCGAGGAGAAUGUCCAGCUCUAUCGCAAGAUCAUCUUGGAUCUGGACAACGAGGAGUACUUCAAUGAUGCCCCAGAAUCCGCCCAGAAGCCGCGUGGCCCCGGGCAAAGCAGCUCCAAAUUUAGCGAGAUGCACUGGCGCAAGAAUUUCAAGUUCUGGUACCAAAAAGAAGAAAACACAAACCUGGGAUGA